AUGAUAAAUUAAAAAAAUUUAAGCUCAUUAUAAUUGAACCUUGAGAACUUUCACAGAAGCUCAAAAUCAAUAGCAACAUUAAUUAAAAAAUUUAAUAACGAAGAUGAAAAGUAGCCAAGGCCAAUUAGUUUUAUCCUUUUAAAUCAGGAAAAAAAGAACAAGUUGAACAUAGGGCAAGUUGAAAAAUAUGUAUAUUUAAUUGAUUUACUUUCUAGAAAUAAUUAUUAAGGACUGGAGCAUCUUCAUUUAUUUUUUAUGUUUACAAAAAUAGAGAUUGCUAAGAUAAUUACUUCAAUCAAUUAUUAAAAGCUGAUAUAAAAAUUCCCCUUAUUGACACGACGUUAUAAAUUGGGAUAUAUAUUUGGGACUAUAUAUACUAUAUAGAUUAGAAAUCUUUAAAUGUAUAUUAAUUUUAGUGUAUAUUGGGUGAUUAAGAAGAGGAAAAUAAUAAGCUUUUAUUCGUUGUUAGUUAAUUAGCUAGCAAAAUUGUUCUUAUAAUAGAAAAUUACAAUUAAGAAGAAAAUGAGAUAAUAAAAUAAAUAAAAGUUUAUGGAUAUAAAGAGAGUAUAGAUAUAUUUAAUAUUGUUUUAAAAAUUAAAUGUCCAAUCUAUAGUGAUAUUGAAGAGAUUAGAUAUAUUAAUUUAUAUGAAAAUAAUCUACAGGAAAAAGUAUACGCUGAUUAAAAAACAUCAAAGGAUGAGAUCAGAUAUUGGCAAGAAGAAAUAUUAAUGCUUUUGAACAAAAAAUAAUACAAAGAUAUUGAAAUUGAUAUUCUAACUGUAUUUUCAGUAGUAAAUUAUUUAAAACAAUUAAACUUCUCAUAAGAAGAUUGCGAUUUGAUGUAUAAAUUUAAUUAUUAAUUAAUAGAUUUUUGAAUGCAAUAAAAAAAUAGAUAGAAUAUAGUAAAAAGGAUAUAUAAGAAUUAUUUAAAUUGGAAGUUUAGAAGUUGUGUUCUAAUUCAAAUCAUUUUUAACAAAAUCAACUUAUAUUAACAUUAAAUUAGAUAAGAAAUAAUGCUUAAAGUUAAUUUUAUUAACAGUUAUAAUAGUUUUAAAAUUUGGAAGAAUAUUAAAGACAAUUGAUAGAACUCUCUAAAUUUAUGAGUAAUAUAGAAGAAGAUUGUUUAAAUUUAUUUCAUGAUGUAGCUCAUUAGUAAGAAUCAACUAUAUUCUAGUGAUUUAUUGUAGAGAAUGAAACACAAUAUUAAGAGUUCUAAAAAUAAUGAUACCUUUCUGAAUCAUUACUAAAUUUUUUUAUCUCUGCUUAGAAGUUCUGAUGAUAUUAUGGAAGUAAAAUACAAAUAUCUAAAAAAACAUUUUAAAAAAAAGUAUAAAAAACUGCUUUAGUCUUAUAUUUUAAGCAUAUAUGAGAUAAAAUAGUUAGAGUUUAUAAAUUAAAUUGAAUUUGAAAUAAAUGAUUUACAAAUUUCAGUUAAAUAAAUACAAAAUGAAAUUGAAGAAACAGAUUUUAAGAUAAAAUAAAAUUAAUCAAAACAUCAUACUCGAUAAAGUUCAUUAUAAACUACAGUUGGAUUUUAUAGUCAGCAUUAUGAAAGCCUUCAAAAAUUAAAUUAGAAAGUAGAAACUCUUUAAUCCCAAGCUCAUAUAUAAAUCAAAUAAUGA
Molecule: messenger RNA, 1622 nt
Organism: Paramecium sonneborni
Lineage: Eukaryota; Ciliophora; Oligohymenophorea; Peniculida; Parameciidae
Source: the annotation of a GenBank genome assembly